CACAUCACUGCUGUGUUUCCGUGUGUUGUAUCGUUUCCGCUGUGUUCGCGUUAAUGUUGUAAUAUAUAUCUGUGGAUUUUGCAUCGACCUGGACGGAUCCAUCUGUUGUAUCCUUCACAUUUCUUGCCGUCAGGAUGAUCCCGACCGAGGACGCGUCCGCUCGGAAGCAGGAGAUCGAGGACAAACUCAAACAGGAACAAGAAACUCUGUCUUUUAUUCGUGAAAGCCUGGAGAAGAGUGAUCAGCUCACUAAAGGAAUGGUGUCCAUCCUGUCCUCGUUCGAGAGCCGUCUGAUGCAGCUGGAGAACUCCAUCAUCCCGGUCCAUAAACAGACGGAGAACCUGCAGCGUCUGCAGGAGAACGUGGAUGUAACCCUCUCCUGCAUGGACCACGUCAUCAGUUAUUAUCAAGUGGCCAAAGACACCGACAAGAUCAUUCGGGAAGGGCCUGCAGCUCAUCUGGAAGAGUAUCUGGCCUGCAUUGCAAAGAUCCAGAAAGCCGUGGAGUAUUUUCAGGACAACAAUCCUGACAGUCCUGAUCUCAACACUGUGAAAGCACGCUUCGAGAAGGGUAAGGAGCUGCUGGAGGCGGAGUUUCGCAGCCUGCUGAUGCGCUACAGCAAGCCAGUGCCACCCGUCCUCAUCCUGGACGCCAUCGGAGGAGACGAGGACAUGGAGGUGCAGGAGGACGUGACGCUGAAGCACCUGCCUGAAGCCGUUCUGAAGAACAUCAUCCGCAUCUCUGGCUGGCUGCUUGAGAACGGAUGCAACCAAGACUUCAUGAACGUGUAUUUCCAGAUCCGGUCCAGUCAGCUGGAUCGCUCCAUUAAGGGUCUAAAGGAGCAUUUCCGUAAGAACAUCGCCAGCUCUGCCACCCACUCGCCCGCCGUUCAGACCAAACGCAAGGAGACGUCCACCAAGAAGCCUCCCAAAAGACCAGGUUUCGAUCAUGACCUGCGAGGGGUUAAGCACCUGUCUGACUACAAGCACGGGGCGACUGCAGGGAAGGAUGACGUGUUGGACAUCGAGGUCGAUUCGUACGUCCACUGCAUCAGUGCGUUUGUGAAGCUGGCUCAGAGCGAAUACGCUUUACUGACCCAGAUCAUCCCAGAACAUCACCAGAAGAAGACCUUCGACUCGCUCAUCCAGGAAGCGCUGGAUAAUCUGAAGCUGGAGGGUGAUAACAUCGUCUCUGCGGCGCAGCGAGGCAUCAUGAGACACGAUUACUCCUCUGUGCUGACCGUCUUCCCCAUCCUGCGCCAUCUCAAGCAGACCAAGCCAGACUUUGACGCCACGCUACAGGGAACGGCUGCCAGCACCAAGAACAAGCUCCCAGCUCUCAUCACUUCUCUGGAGAGCACCGGAGCCAAAGCGCUGGAGGAGUUUGCUGACAGCAUUAAAAACGAUCCGGAUAAAGAGUACAACAUGCCGAAAGACGGAACCGUCCACGAGCUCAUCAGCAAUGCCAUUCUGUUCCUGCAGCAGCUGCUGGACUUCCAAGAAACAGCCGGAGCGAUGCUGGCCUCUCGGGAGAGCAGCGCGUCCGCCAGCAGCUACAGUUCAGAGUUCAGCCGGAGACUCCUGAGCACAUACAUCUAUAAAGUUCUCGGUAAUCUGCAGCUGAAUCUGUCCAACAAAGCUAAAGUGUACGAAGAUCCGGCCCUGAGCGCCGUCUUUCUUCACAACAACUACAACUACAUCCUCAAAUCCCUGGAGAAGUCUAAGUUGAUUCAGCUGGUCGCUGUGACCCAUGAGAAGGUGGAGGAAUCAUACAGAGAGCUCAUCGAGCAGGAGAUCCAGAACUACCAGGACAGCCACAGCUGGAAGAAGGUCACAGUGCAUCUGGCAGAGAGAAACAUCCCAGCAUUCCAGCCUGGAACCAAACUCAAAGACAAGGAACGACAGAUCUUCAAGGACAAAUUCAAGGGUUUUAAUGACGGUCUGGAGGAGCUGUGUAAGAUCCAGCAGGGCUGGGCGGUUCCUGAUAAAGAGCAGCGGGAUGCCAUCCGCCAGGCUCAGAAGAGAGUGGUUUCAGAGGCUUAUAGAGCCUUCCUCCAGCGAUGCGCAAACAUUUCAUUCACCAAAUAUCCAGAGAAAUAUCUCCGAUACUCAGCGGAGCAGGUGGAGGAGAUGAUUGACAAGCUCUUCGACACUUCUGCCUAGGCCACGCCCACUCGUCACCAUAGCCACGCCUCUGCUUCAUCACACACAUCACAACGUGGAACGUCUGUGUAUUUUUGCUUGCUUUUUGUAUAAAUGUAUUUAUGUGUAUGUUUUUUGGGAUUUAACUGCAGUAAAUAAAGAGAAUUCAGUUUCUUCA
Messenger RNA from Carassius carassius (crucian carp), 2319 nucleotides. Its product is annotated as exocyst complex component 7-like. Gene Ontology annotation, molecular function: phosphatidylinositol-4,5-bisphosphate binding. Lineage: Eukaryota; Metazoa; Chordata; Actinopteri; Cypriniformes; Cyprinidae. Gene Ontology annotation, biological process: exocytosis. The coding region runs from base 135 to 2162 and encodes 675 amino acids. Gene Ontology annotation, cellular component: exocyst. The transcript has 19 exons. The record is from RefSeq and is a predicted model, not a curated record.